This is a messenger RNA of Talaromyces atroroseus, 1302 nucleotides long. Its product is annotated as Vacuolar protein sorting-associated protein 4. Gene Ontology annotation, molecular function: ATP binding; ATP hydrolysis activity. NCBI's taxonomy places the organism in Eukaryota, Fungi, Ascomycota, Eurotiomycetes, Eurotiales, Trichocomaceae. Gene Ontology annotation, biological process: vacuole organization; endosomal transport. The transcript has 4 exons. Bases 1 to 1302 code for a protein of 433 amino acids. The record is from RefSeq and is a predicted model, not a curated record.
AUGAGUAAUACCGAUUUCCUCGGCCGAGCCAUUGACACGGUAAAAAAGGCCAUCGAACACGACAAUGCCGGCGAGUACGAAAAGGCUUAUCAAGGCUACUACGCCGCGCUGGAGUUAUUCAUGCUCGCCCUCAAAUGGGAGAAGAACCCCAAGUCGAAGGAGAUGAUUCGAGCCAAGACGGGCGAAUAUAUGGAUCGUGCAGAGAAGCUGAAGAAUCAUUUGGCGAAUGGAGACAAUAAGAAGAAACCCAGUGCAGUCGGCGCGAAUGGAAAAGUGGCGAAUGGUAGUGGGAAAGGAAAAGACGAUGACGACGGCGAAGACGCAGAAGCCAAAAAACUACGCGGUGCUUUACAAGGGGCCAUCUUGUCGGAAAAGCCCAACGUCCGAUGGGAAGAUGUUGCCGGUCUAGAAAAUGCAAAGGAGGCGCUUAAAGAGGCAGUUAUAUUACCGAUAAAAUUCCCCCAUCUGUUCACUGGCAAGCGGCAACCGUGGAAGGGUAUAUUGAUGUAUGGACCUCCUGGAACGGGAAAGUCGUAUCUCGCAAAAGCCGUCGCUACGGAGGCAAACAGUACAUUUUUCAGCGUCAGCAGUAGUGACUUGGUCUCGAAAUGGAUGGGUGAAAGUGAAAGACUUGUCAAGCAGUUAUUUAAUAUGGCUAGAGAAAAUAAGCCAGCUAUCAUCUUCAUUGACGAAGUUGACGCUUUAUGUGGACCGCGUGGAGAAGGUGAAUCCGAGGCAUCUCGACGUAUCAAGACAGAACUGCUCGUUCAGAUGGACGGAGUUGGCAAGGAUUCAAGAGGCGUUUUGAUUUUAGGCGCAACAAAUAUUCCAUGGCAGCUGGAUGCCGCCAUUCGACGACGUUUCCAGCGGAGGAUUCAUAUCAGUUUACCCGAUAUCAAUGCGCGGAUGAAGAUGUUCAUGCUGGCCGUGGGCUCUACACCGUGCAAUUUGACGCAAGCUGACUACCGCCACUUGGCGGAGAUCAGUGCAGAGUAUUCGGGCAGUGACAUUAGUAUCGCAGUGCAGGACGCAUUGAUGCAGCCGAUCCGCAAGAUUCAAACGGCCACACAUUACAAGAAGGUUCUUGUCGACGACGCCGAGAAGCUCACUCCUUGCUCGCCCGGUGACAGCGGCGCAAUGGAAAUGAACUGGAUGGAGAUUGAUUCUGAUAAACUGUUGGAGCCACCGCUGGUGCUAAAAGACUUUAUCAAAGCUAUUCGAAAUUCGCGACCGACUGUCAGCAGAGAAGAUCUAGAGCGGAACUCCGAGUGGACUCAGCAGUUUGGCAGUGAGGGAUCAUAA